GCCCUCCCGCCCGCGGAGCGAGCCGGAACGGCCUCUGGGUACCGGCUGAGGGCUGCGAGCGGCGGCGGCUGCCGUCUCUUCUCAGUUUUCUUUGUCUUCCUACAAAGACACCACUAUGGCUGCUGCGGUGAACAUGGAGCUUGAUCCUAUUUUUCUGAAAGCCCUGGGCUUCUUGCGUUCCAAGAGUAAGGAUUCUGCAGAAAAGCUGAAAGCACUUCUUGAUGAGUCUUUGGCCAGAGGAGCUGAUUCAAGUUAUCGUCCAUCUCAGAAGGAAGUAGAGCAACCAAAAGUAUGUGUUACCAAACCUGUUUCCAGUAAGCAAGAUCCUAAAGCCUCUUCUAGUUUGCCUUCUGGUAACAACAACGGCAAGCCUACUGCAUCAGAAAAGGUGAAAAAAGAAACAGAAAAGAGAUCUUCUGAUAAAAUGAAAGGGGAUACUGCUGAAGGAGCUGAUGUGCCAAAGAAGCCCAGACUCGAGAAGCAAGAGGCUCGUUCCUCUCCUAUUACAGUUCAGACGAGUAAAGACUUAUCCAUGCCUGAUUUAUCUAGCUUUGAGGAAACCAGUGCUGAUGACUUUGCUAUGGAAAUGGGUUUGGCCUGUGUCGUAUGCAGGCAAAUGACUGUCAUCUCUGGGAAUCAGCUAGUAGAGUGUCAGGAGUGCCAUAAUCUCUAUCACCAGGAUUGCCAUAAACCUCAGGUGACAGACAAGGAAGUGAAUGAUCCUCGGCUUGUAUGGUACUGUGCCCGCUGUACCAGACAGAUGAAGAGAAUGGCUCAGAAGACACAAAAACCACCUCAAAAACCAGCUCCAGCAGUGGUUUCAGUUGAACCAGCUGUGAAGGACCCAUUGGUCAAGAAAUCUGAAAUUAAAUUGAAACCUGAGACCCAAACAACUUUUCUAGCGUUCAAGAGAACGGAAGUAAAGCCCUCAGCAGCAGUUUCGGGGAACUCAGCCAGUACAAGUGUUUCCUCUUCAGCAACCACCAGUGGCCUUACAGGAUGGGCUGCUUUUGCAGCCAGAAACUCCUCUGCCAAUCCAUCAACUGCCAAACUGGGAUCAACAGCCCAGAGCGCCGGUGGGAAACCUGCAGCGGCUUCAAAUAACCAGAAACCUGUGGGCCUGUCAGGGUUGGCAGCUUCCAAAACAGGACUAGGGUCAAAAAUAGCUUCUGCUAACAAUAGCACGAGCCCUGUUCAGCUGAAACCUCCUCCACCUCUGACACUGGGAAAAACCACUCUUAGUCGUUCGGUAAGUAGCGACAAUGUUAGCAAAGUAGGCCUUCCUAGUCCCAGCAGCACUGUGCCGAGCACCAGCAGCCAGGUGAGCAGUGGGAAUGGCAACAGUGGGACUGCAAGUAACAGCGGGGGCAAUGCGAGCAAAACCACAGCAGAUGCCGGUAAUCAGUCAGCCUCCCUGAAAGGCCCAACUUCUCAGGAAUCUCAGCUCAAUGCAAUGAAGAGGCUACAAAUGGUCAAGAAGAAGGCUGCUCAAAAGAAACUCAAGAAGUAGUACGGCUGCUUGCUGAUCUUGCUGGCUGUGAUCUGCAAAACAGCAGCAUUUAUCUUUUAAUUAAAGAAAAUCCUGGAGUUACUGGACUGAACCAGUAAUUAGGGAAGCCCCAAACCUAUGCUGUACAGGAGGUAAAACUUAGGUAAUCUUUGUAUUCCUUCUGACUUUAUAAAUCUAAAAACUGAAUGUGUUAGAGGAAUAUUCUCUAUUAUAUGCUGUUGGUUUUUAGUUCAAAGCAAUGACGUGAAAUUGUAAGCAUUGGGAGUUUUGGUGUAUUUAAGAAAACAAUUUGUGGACACAAAUUGAACUUAAGCUGUCAUCCUUCAGCAUUGUGAAUAAAAGUAUUAUUAAUCUGGGAAA
This is a messenger RNA of Gallus gallus (chicken), 1870 nucleotides long. RefSeq names its product integrator complex subunit 12 (gene INTS12). Bases 116 to 1510 code for a protein of 464 amino acids. Gene Ontology annotation, cellular component: integrator complex. The transcript has 7 exons. Lineage: Eukaryota; Metazoa; Chordata; Aves; Galliformes; Phasianidae. Gene Ontology annotation, biological process: snRNA 3'-end processing. The record is from RefSeq and is a predicted model, not a curated record.